AUGGCCGAUAGAAGAAAUCCACCUGUCGACGCAGAUGAGUUUGUCGAAGCCUUCGCAAGAAGGAUGGAGGCAAAUCAAGUCGGUGGGAGGCUAGGACGACUAGUAACACACAUAAGGAGUCUAGGAGCAACGAAAUUUACUGGAGGGAAACCUCACGAGGCUGAAGAAUGGAUUUACAAUCUGGAAAUCCACUUUGAAAUGAUGGACUGUACCCACGUAGAGUUACGAAGAGUGGCUACUUGUCUUUUAGAAGGAGAUGCUCGUUUCUGGUGGGACACGGUCAAACGUGUCACACUCCCUGCAACAAUGGAACUCAUGGAAUGGGCUGUCUUCAAAGAGAAAUUUCUGGAAAAAUAUUUUCCACAAGUUGAGAAAGACAAGAAAGAAUUAGAGUUUAUUCAACUUACCCAAGGAAAGAUGACUGUGAUUGAGUAUGAGACCAAAUUCACUAAACUUUCUCGUUUUGCUCCACACAUGGUAGAUACCGAUGACAAAAAGGCAAGACGAUUCAUUGGAGGACUGAACUCCAAUAUUCGAAGAAUGGUCACUCAGCGUGGAAUCACGUACGAGGAAGCUGUGGACAAAGCCCUAACUCAAGAGGAAGAAAAUCAAAAAUACCGCAUGGAGAAGGAGCGAGAGAAUGGCUUCCGAGGAAAGAGAAGUCAUCCAAUGUCUAACCAGAAAAGCGGACAACCAUGGAAUCAGUAA
Messenger RNA from Rosa rugosa (rugosa rose), 708 nucleotides. RefSeq lists its product as uncharacterized. The coding region runs from base 1 to 708 and encodes 235 amino acids. The record is from RefSeq and is a predicted model, not a curated record. The transcript has a single exon. Lineage: Eukaryota; Viridiplantae; Streptophyta; Magnoliopsida; Rosales; Rosaceae.